This is a messenger RNA of Thalassophryne amazonica, 465 nucleotides long. Its product is annotated as protein BTG4-like. The record is from RefSeq and is a predicted model, not a curated record. Lineage: Eukaryota; Metazoa; Chordata; Actinopteri; Batrachoidiformes; Batrachoididae. Gene Ontology annotation, cellular component: cytoplasm; nucleus. Gene Ontology annotation, biological process: negative regulation of mitotic cell cycle; negative regulation of cell population proliferation. The transcript has a single exon. Bases 1 to 465 code for a protein of 154 amino acids.
AUGGUGAAGGAGGAGAUUGCUGCUGGUGUCUUCUUUGUGUCUCAGCUGAUAAAGACAUAUAUGGCUGUUUCAAUAAUGAGUCCAGGGAAGCGCUUUGCUGAUGCACUCAUCUCUGUUGUUUUUGAGAACUACAAGUACCACUGGCACUGCAAUGCACCCAGCAAGAGUCAGAUCAGCAGGCGUCUGAGUAUGAACUGUGUGCAGCUGCAGGAUCGAGCAGACGCCGUGAGAUUUGAGGACUUGGGUCUGCCCAAGGAGAUCACCAUUUGGGCCGAUCCCGGAGAGGUUCUCUGUAGUGAUGGUCAAUACAGCACCCCAUUCUGCAUCUCAGUGGUGGACAGCAGGCGGUGGGGAGAUGGAGAGGUUUACCUCCAUAUCCAUGAAGCUGUCGAGUGUGCCAGCCUUGACAUCCACUCAGGCUGCUCCUCAGAUGAAGAGAAGGAUGGAGAAGAUGACAGGAGCUAA